UCUUGUCAUGCACGAAAAAAUAUCUAAAGACUUCUAUUGAUUUAAAUAUUAACAUAGAUGGAUUACCGGUAGCAAAAAGUUCAUUAGCACAAGCCUGGCCCGUUCUUAUUAAUGUCAAUGACACUGAUUUUGUGCAUACAGUUGGUAUUUAUAGUGGAAACAGUAAGCCAAUAGAUGUUAAUGAGUUUUUAGGUCCCUUUAUCAAAGAAUUAACCGAGCUUAUGAAGGACAAUUUUUCGUUUGAUAAUAAGACAUAUAAAGUUAACUGUAGAGCUUUCAUAUGUGAUGCGCCGGCAAGGUCACUAGUUCUGGGAAUAAAAACUCAUACUGGAUACAGUUGUUGCCACAAAUGCAACCAGAAGGGUGAUCAUAUAAACAACCGCAUGGUGUUCAAAUAUGAAGAGAACACAUUACGCACUGAUGAAAAUUUUAGAAAACGCUUAGAUAAAAAUCAUCACAAAAUACAUAAUCACAUGGCCAUAGAAGACUUGCCAAUAGACCUAAUAACAUCGUUUCCCAUGGAUUAUAUGCAUGUGGUUUGCCUGGGUGUUGUCAAAACUUUAAUGACUUCAUGGAUAAAAAAGAGAAAUACAACAUCAUCCCUUUCAAGGGACAAAAUUACAAUAUUAAACAAUCUUCUCUUGUGUUUAAAAGGACAACUUCCUCGUGAGUUUAGAAGAAGUACAAGAGAUCUCAAUGAGUUUGAUCGGUAUAAAGCAACUGAAUUGCGAACAUUUCUUUUGUAUGUUGGUCCGUUUAUCUUAAAAGGAAUUUUGGAUGACGAGCGGUAUUUUCAUUUUCUGCAAUUGAGUUUAGCUAUUAGAAUUUUGUUAAGCCCUGAACAAUGUAGAUCAAAGAAUAAGUGCGCUGACGCAUUAUUAAAGAAUUGUUUGAAGUAUUUGCCUAAAUUUUAUGACGAAAGUAUUUCAACGUACAAUUUUCAUUGUCUCACUCACCUAGCCAGCGAUUGUUUGCAAUAUGGAUCAUGUGAAACUUUUAGUGCAUUUAAAUUUGAAAAUAAGCUGGGAAUGUUGAAAAGGCUUUUAAAGAAAAAAAAAUAAUAUAUCGGCUCAACUAUAUAAUCGACUAGUGGAGCAAAGUAUCAACAUCUCACAUAGGGAUAAUACACAACCCAAAAUAUGUGCAUUUUUUUCAGUAGUCCACCCUAAUAAUUAUUAUAAAGCUCAAAAUAAUCUAUAUCGCGUGUCAUCAAUAAGCAAUCAAGAUAGUAAAGUCAUUGGACAGAAAGUUUUGAAUUUGAGUUCAAUGUUCCAUAAUCCACUGGAAUCGUCUCUUCUUGAUAUUUGGCAAACAACUAAGUUAACAGUUUCACAAGAAUCCUACCAACAUAGCUUGAAAGACAUUACUAAAAUCUGUGCUUUAAGAAACAAAAAUGAUGAAUUUGGCUUUUUUCCAGUUAUACACUAUGACUGAGGACAGUAACAUAAAUUUCAACAACAUAUUCAACAACUCGCAUAAUCUUACUUCCUUACAACCAGUAUUAAAUAAUAUGGGCCCCCUACAACCUGUGACACUAGAAGGGAUGGUGGCACAUUUUUCAAAAGCAAUUGAACCCAUGUUUAUUAGGCUUACUAAUGAAGUCACUUCAUUACGUCAUGAAAUAAAUGUCCUGCGUAAUGAAGUUAAGGAAUUGAAGAAGGAGAAAUCGCUUGUUGAGUUGUUGAUGCCUGAAAGCCCUUUUAAAAAUAUAGACGAGUUUAUGGAUUUCGAAAAAAAAUUGCAGGAAGACAAAAAGUUUUUGAAUAUGUUUGGAAAGGAGCUGUUAACGGUUGCCAAAACUCCAAAUUUUACAAAAAACUGUUGGCGAAAGCUACUAGUAGACGAACUGGCGCAAAAGAUGUGUUGGAAGGGGACAGAGGAGAAAAAAAGUGUACGCAGCCUCAGUUCAGCAAAAGCAAUAAGAAAUGCAGCAAUUUCUAUUGGAUUGAGCGAGGAUGAAUAUAUAAAAAGCACAAAAUCUUUUUUCCAGUUCGCGAAAAAUAGGCAAGAAUCAAAACAAAAAUAUACUCCAAAGACAAAAAACAAAAAUUAAUUUUUUUCUUAUGUUAGUAAUAUACCUUAUAUUAAUAAUACACCUGAUAAAAAUGUACAAAAUAAAAAUUAAACUAUAAAAAAUAAUAAAAUUAAAAGGUUUAUAAAACUAUUA
This is a messenger RNA of Musca domestica (house fly), 2167 nucleotides long. RefSeq lists its product as uncharacterized. The record is from RefSeq and is a predicted model, not a curated record. NCBI's taxonomy places the organism in Eukaryota, Metazoa, Arthropoda, Insecta, Diptera, Muscidae. The coding region runs from base 1394 to 2053 and encodes 219 amino acids. The transcript has 4 exons.